Chelmon rostratus (copperband butterflyfish) is the source of this 1685-nucleotide messenger RNA. Its product is annotated as isocitrate dehydrogenase [NAD] subunit alpha, mitochondrial-like. The record is from RefSeq and is a predicted model, not a curated record. The transcript is spliced from 11 exons. Gene Ontology annotation, cellular component: mitochondrion. Lineage: Eukaryota; Metazoa; Chordata; Actinopteri; Chaetodontiformes; Chaetodontidae. Bases 74 to 1168 code for a protein of 364 amino acids. Gene Ontology annotation, molecular function: magnesium ion binding; isocitrate dehydrogenase (NAD+) activity; NAD binding. Gene Ontology annotation, biological process: tricarboxylic acid cycle; isocitrate metabolic process.
CGGCUCGGAGUGAACCUCCUCUUGCUCAGAGGAUCUUUGUCCCGGCUCGGCGUGAACCCUCUUCCUGGUCAGAAUGGCAGGCAGCGCGUGGAGGUCAAUGUUGUCCCAGGUGGUGGUGAAGAGGCCUGCUCUGUCCUCUGCUGCCUUUUCCAGAGGGAUGCAGACGGUCACACUGAUUCCCGGCGAUGGGAUUGGACCAGAGAUCUCCACGGCUGUCAUGAAGAUCUUCGAGGCAGCUAAGGCUCCCAUCAGGUGGGAGGAGAGGAACGUCACGGCGAUAAAGGGACCCGGCGGCAGGUGGAUGAUCCCUCCCGAUGCUAAAGAGUCGAUGGACAAGAGCAAGAUCGGACUGAAAGGACCCCUGAAGACCCCCAUCGCCGCUGGUCACCCCUCCAUGAACCUGCUGCUGAGGAAGACCUUUGACCUUUACGCUAAUGUGCGACCGUGCGUUUCCAUCGAGGGCUACAAGACGCCGUACACCGACGUCAACCUGGUCACCAUCCGGGAGAACACGGAGGGCGAGUACAGCGGCAUCGAACACGUGAUCGUCGACGGCGUCGUUCAGAGCAUCAAGCUGAUCACUGAGGACGCCAGCAGACGCAUCGCCGAGUACGCCUUCGAAUACGCCAGAAACAACCAAAGAAGCAGCGUGACGGCCGUCCACAAAGCCAACAUCAUGCGAAUGUCAGAUGGUCUGUUUCUGAGAAAAUGUCGUGAGGUGGCCGAGAACUUCAAAGACAUCAAGUUCACCGAGAUGUACCUGGACACCGUUUGCCUCAACAUGGUUCAGGACCCCACCCAGUUUGACGUACUGGUCAUGCCCAACCUGUAUGGAGAUAUUCUGAGUGAUCUGUGCGCCGGUCUGAUCGGAGGACUCGGAGUCACUCCCAGCGGGAACAUCGGAGCAAACGGAGUCGCCAUAUUUGAGUCGGUUCACGGCACCGCCCCCGACAUCGCCGGCAUGGACAUGGCGAAUCCCACCGCCCUGCUGCUCAGUGCCGUCAUGAUGCUGCGUCACAUGGGUCUCCAUGACUACGGCAACAAGAUCCAGACGGCCUGUUUCGACACCAUCAGAGAGAAGAAGGUGCUGACGAAGGACCUGGGAGGAAACUCCAAGUGCUCCGAGUUUACAGGUGAGAUCUGCCGUCGCAUCCAGGAUCUGGACUGAAGCGGCAGCAGCGAUGGAGCCGCUGCGGGAGCCCGAGUCUCCGCCCGCCCGAACCACCGCGGCACAGCGCCUCGCCUCCCCCUGCUGACUGGUUUGAUGUCUCUGGAGCUGCGGGGAAACAGUCAGCUGCAGCUUCUUUCUACUGUAUUUACACAAAGAAAAAAAUGUUUUUGCUGUAAUGAGAUGAUGGAUGUGGAGGGGGCGGGGCUUCUGCAGCAGCUACCUGAGUAGUUAACAUGAUGAAACAUUCACAGCAAACAUACGCACAAGCGUCACAUGACCAAGGUGGAAUGGAAUCAUUUCAGGAGUGUUUUUACUCAAAGUAUCAUCAUCGUGUUAAUAAUAAUAAUAUCAGCAUCUGCUUUGUUGUGUGGACAGUUUGGAUAUUUGCUAUUUUUUUAACAGUGAUGCAGUUGAACUGAAAGCUCGUCUUAUUUAUUGUUUCCUGUUACUGUCUCGUGCUGCUCUUAGUUUCAGAGCUCCUCAAACAUAUAAACAUAAAGGAAGAGAACGCUGC